Messenger RNA from Ruditapes philippinarum (Manila clam), 2139 nucleotides. Its product is annotated as proline-rich transmembrane protein 1-like. The coding region runs from base 142 to 609 and encodes 155 amino acids. The record is from RefSeq and is a predicted model, not a curated record. Gene Ontology annotation, cellular component: membrane. NCBI's taxonomy places the organism in Eukaryota, Metazoa, Mollusca, Bivalvia, Venerida, Veneridae. The transcript has 4 exons.
GCAGACAAAAAACCAACCUGAAGUUUAAAGUUUAACUUUCUUGUUUUAAAAAUAGACAUUUCGUAGUUUUGCAAACAAAUGCGCAGCGAUUGAAAUUUCAUCUGAUCUACAUGAACAUAAAUAACAAAUCGUGACACAAAAAUGGCGGAGAGAGCAGGAUAUGAUCAGAAAGGAGAUGAAUACACAGUAAAGAAUGCCUCUUUUGUGUUGGGUGUUCCAUCUACCUACCAAAAGACAGCGCAGCAAGAACCUGAUCAUCUAAUAUACAAGCCGAGUAGCGAACUUACAAAUACAACAGUGGUAAUGAGCCAGCCACAACCAGGGACUGUGUUGAACAUUGUUCACAAACCACUUCCAAACCAUAUGGUACCUGCCUUGUGCGUCAUGAUAUGUUGCUUCUGGCCGACAGGUUUAUUUGCAGUAUAUUUUGCAUACAAAACACGGAAUCUCGAGCUCUCCGGCGACUAUGGCAAUGCGAAGGUCAUGUCAGACUUUACAAGAAAAUGGAUAAUUGCUACAGUUUUACUUGGAAUUUUUGUCGGCAUUAUUUCAGCUAUCGUUUACUAUGCCGAAAUGAUGAAUUAUUACGACAACAUUCACAAGAACUAGGAUAGUUAUCGACAACGUCCACUUCAAAUUCGAAGAACUGACAUGAUUCUAUAUUCAGAAAUAGUUUAUAUCUGAAAUCAUUGGAUCUGAUUUGCGUACUUUUAUAUCGUGAAUAAACCGUUACCAUUUUUUUACAUUUUUAAUUUCAUGUUAUUUUUUUUGUUGUAAAUAUCUAUGUAAGUACAGAAACUAUUUCAAAAUAUAAAACUGUUAUUCCAGAAAUCUAUAUUCGGUAAAAGUUUAUUUUAUUACUGACAAAUUCACUGUAAGUUAAUAAUUUUUGAGAGAUGAUAUCAUGCUAAUUAGAUUUUUGACAUGUUAAUAUGACAUGUGUAAAAACUAUGUACGAUAAAUAAACAAAAACGUGAAUUUCGUUAAAGCAUUUAGAAAUAUUCAUUUGAAUGAAACCAUUAUUAAAAUUACAAAAAAGGCAAUUUGUACAUUUUUUCAAUUUGAUAUUCAUAAGAAGUAACUUCCACGUCGGUUUCCCAAAAACCCAAGUCUAUUAAUAACUCUGUCUAUAAAUAGGUGGGAGUACAAUUUAUUCUGUACAUUGCACAUUUGCACUGUCAAUUUCAUAAACCCUGGACUGUACCUCUCCAAUGAUGAACUGUUAGAAAAUCAAAAUAUUUUUAAAAUUCUAACGAAGACAAAGAAAACACAUCAAACUUUUAAUCUAUUUCUAGUACAUAUCAAAUAGAUAAAUAAAUUCAAAACCCUACUUGGACUGUAGUCAACGAUAUUUUUAACUUGCACUAAGGAUCGUAGUAGCAGUUCUACCACGUGAUAGAGAGUUUUUUUCGGCCGAAGUCUGUCUGUUAUCAGUUUGACUUCCUGUAGAACUAAGAGGGGAGGACUAAAUAUAACACGAAUUUUCAUUGGUCAUUUAACAUUGCAAACAUUGCAAACUGAAACUGGUGAAUCGCAUUAAUCAUUCUAAAAUAAAAUGUAAAGAACAGCUCUUACCAUUCUAAAAUAAAAUUCAAAGGAUAUUUCUCCCAUUUUAAAAUAACAGUUUAAGGAUAACUCUAUGAUAAAAUAUGAGGAAUAGUUUUCCCACUAUAGAAUACAAUGCGAAGGAUAGUUCUCAAAUGAGAUGUACUGGAAUGAGGAUAGUUUUUUGUGUUUAAUUAAAAAAAAACAUAAAAGCACAAAAUAUGCAUUAUUGCUUCUUUGGGAACUUCGCAGUUCUUUGGAGUUUCUAAAUCGUCAAUAAAUCUGCCAUAUUGUUUCAAGAAUCAAUAACCGUCACUGUUACCAGUGGAUAAAAACGCCAUCCACUAAGUACCCAGGGUAGUAUCCAACUGUCGAGCAAUGAAAUAUUAUCAAAUGGAAAACUGGCCGCUGGGUAAUGCGAAGGAUUUAACUAGCCACUGUUUAAUUUUCACCAACGUUUGAAAAGCAUUUACUUUAUUGACUUGAAUAUAUUUUGUAUCUAAUUUUAUAGGAAAAUAAGCAAAUAUGCAUUAGAGUCAUAAUAUUCAUGUCUCAAAUGAUGUAAUAAAUGAAAAUUUCUAAAGUAGAAAGCUA